CAACACUAAUGCAGAUAGCCCACGUGCAGUACUGCUUUGCACUCCAGCAAGUUGUUUAUGAAAGAUGGACAGUCCAAGAGAACGUGACGAUAAAAAAAGAAUAAAACAGUUGACUUUGCAAAAUGGCGUGGUGAAGGAGGAAAAGAGAGUAGUACGACAAUUUCACAAGCAAUGCAAGAGUGAAUUCUUGGAGGAGAAUGAUUAUGUAGCAAUUGAUCCAAAUAAGCUUUCAAAUGAAUGCCAUGAAGAAAUACAAAACUUUGAUUCAGACACACAUGAUGCAUGGAUCGUGCAGUGCCCCAGAGGAAUCAGUAUAAGUUCAUUGGUCGGCAAGCGGAUUAAGCUGCCCGGUCGGCGAUUUGUGGGUGACAUUCAGGUGAGGAGCACAGACUAUGAGCGGCCAUUGACUCGCUCCAUUGGCUAUGUGAACAGCAAGGGCAAAUAUGCAGUACGUUCGAUACCAGUGGCCGGCCAUAUGGUCGUCAGUAAACGUCUUAACAUGGAAACGCCAGAUGCGCUUGACAAUGGAGAGACGAAUGCGUCUCCAAAGACGGUUGGACCGCAAAAGUUCAGAUUGCCGGUUCGUCAUCCGUUCUUUGGGCGUGACUACAAGAUGCGCGUUGAUGUCGACAAGAAGACAGCCAAAAGGCUACUCAAUGCGCAGAAAAUGUGUGCCGAAGCGACAAAGCAACUGAGUUCCACUGGUAACUUCUAUAAAAUACGUCAGAAGCUUUUGGCCAGCACCCAGACGCUGAAACAGAAAGAACACGAUGUACGUCAAUCGGUUCUAACAGGCGUAGCUCCUAAAUUUUUGGAGAAAAGCGAGCAUCCCAACUAUGUGGAUUUGUUGGACUCGAGCGAUGGAGAGACAACGAUUAUACAGGAGAACGAGGAGGAGCAUCCUGUCAAAAAAAAGAAAUCCAGCAAAAACAAUGUAGAUCUUAGCUUAGAGGACAACAAUACGGAGAACCCCAGUAAGAAGUUGGAAAAUGACUCUGAAGACAACAAUGUGAAGAAACCAAGUAAAAAGCAUAAAUUGGAAAAUGACUCCGAAGACAAUGCAGAGAAGCCUAGUAAAAAGAAUAAAUUGGAAAUUAAUUCGGAAGACAAUGCGGAGAAGCCCAGUAAAAAGAAGAAAUUGCAAAUUACCAUUGUGGAGAGGCCCAGUAAAAAGAAGAGAUUGGACAGCAUUGAAAGUACAAUUCAGGAAAGUGCGAAAAGGGUGGAAGUGUAUUAA
This is a messenger RNA of Drosophila navojoa, 1237 nucleotides long. RefSeq lists its product as uncharacterized. The record is from RefSeq and is a predicted model, not a curated record. NCBI's taxonomy places the organism in Eukaryota, Metazoa, Arthropoda, Insecta, Diptera, Drosophilidae.